Leopardus geoffroyi (Geoffroy's cat) is the source of this 3099-nucleotide messenger RNA. RefSeq names its product SHC adaptor protein 3 (gene SHC3). Gene Ontology annotation, cellular component: plasma membrane. Gene Ontology annotation, biological process: cell surface receptor protein tyrosine kinase signaling pathway; intracellular signal transduction. Lineage: Eukaryota; Metazoa; Chordata; Mammalia; Carnivora; Felidae. The transcript is spliced from 14 exons. Gene Ontology annotation, molecular function: receptor tyrosine kinase binding. Bases 1125 to 2888 code for a protein of 587 amino acids. The record is from RefSeq and is a predicted model, not a curated record.
AUAAAGAUCCCGCCUUUGAUUGAAAUGGAAUCUUCCACUAUUGAGCAAGCCUUUGUUGAAUGAGUCAUCGGGGCGGCUGCUCAUUGGCUGAGGCCGCUGGAGCCAGGGGAUUGCCUGGCACCGGCUGCAGGGCCCGGCUUCAUUCACAGAAUCACUGGCUCACUGCUAGCCUUUCCAUUCACACAAACAGCAUCUCAUUCACAUUUUGCUGUUUUUGUCUGCUUCUAAUGAAGAGCGGGGUUUGGGAAUGAUAGGGUGCUUUUGCUUCAGAUUUGGGGGGGCUCUGCUGACCACCACAAUCGGCGAUGGGGUGUGCACUUGCCGUUGCUAAGCGAACCAGGGGAAGGGCAAGAAUGAGUGCCCGCGCCCAGGGAGGGAAGCGGCGGCCGCCCUGCGUGCCUGCAUCCCAGCGGCCGGCCUCACCUGCCUGCCAGGAGCCGCCCCACCUGCACCUGCUCCAUAAAGCUCUGCAAGGCUGGGUGCCUCGUGUGGCACAUGCCUAGUCGUGGGUGUGAGAAGGCAGGGCGCUAGAGAAGGCAGGUGAAUUCAUUUGCUUGCACAGAGUUGCCUGGAAAUUUGGACAGGGAGGUUCCGCUGUGUCAGGGUUGCAAAGCAGCAACAGAAGACACACUGAAAUGUAUCUGUAGCGUUUGGUAGACAUUUUUCCAGACCUUGAGCGCAUUCAGUUGGGAUAAAGCGUCAAGCCCAGCCCCCUUUCUGGAAUGGAUUUCUGGAGCCGGCUGCCAUUCCUGAGAAGUCCUCUUCUUUUCUGGAAGAAGUGAUUUGCAGCGUUCCCUGGGCCUUUGUUGAGAAGGGUCUCCUCUGGAGUGAGUCACGCUCUCGCAGUGCGCAGCCCGAGCCGCGGGGCGCUCCCCUUCGGAAGCGAUGACUGGAGCAGCGCGAGCGUGCCGCCCUCCGCAGCCGAGCGCGGGGCCGGGGCUGCGCGGACGCGGCGGCGCGGGCCGCUAGCGGGGAGGCGGCGCCGCUGUUCCCCCUCCCCCCCCCGCCCCCCCCCCCCCCCCCGCCGCCGCCGCCGCCGCCGCCGCUGUCCCGGCCGCCGCGUCCCGCCGGGCCGCGCUCGCCCCUGCAGCGCCCGGGCGGAUGCGGCCGGCCCACGGAGGGGCAUGCUUCCACGCACCAAGUACAACCGCUUCAGGAAUGACUCGGUGACAUCGGUCGACGACCUUCUGCACAACCUGUCGGUGAGCGGCGGCGGCAAGGUCUCGGCGGCGCGCGCGGCCCCGGCGGCGGCCCCCUACCUCGUGUCCGGAGACGCGCUGCGCAGGGCGCCCGACGAUGGGCCGGGCAGCCUGGGCCACCUGCUCCACAAGGUGUCCCACCUGAAACUCUCCAGCUCGGGCCUCCGCGGCCGCUCGGCGGCCAGGGCGCGGGCGGGCGCGCGGCUCUCGGGCAGCUGCAGCGCGCCCAGCCUGGCCGCCCCGGACGGCAGCGCGCCCCCCGGCCCCGGCGCCCCGGCCAUGCGCGCCGCCAGGAAGGGCCGGCCCGGCGACCAGCCGCCGCCGCGCGCCCCGCACGCCAGCGACCAGGUGCUGGGGGCCGGAGUCACCUACGUCGUCAAGUACUUGGGGUGCAUUGAAGUUCUCCGCUCAAUGAGGUCUCUUGACUUCAGUACAAGAACACAGAUUACCAGGGAAGCCAUCAGCCGCGUCUGCGAAGCCGUCCCUGGCGCCAAGGGAGCCUUCAGGAAGAGAAAGCCUCCCAGCAAAAUGCUGUCCAGCAUCUUGGGCAAGAGCAACCUCCAGUUUGCGGGCAUGAACAUCUCCCUGACCGUGUCCACCGCCAGCCUGAACCUGCGGACGCCCGACUCCAAACAGAUCAUCGCCAACCACCACAUGCAGUCCAUCUCGUUCGCCUCCGGGGGAGACCCGGACACAACCGACUACGUUGCGUACGUAGCUAAGGACCCUGUUAACCGCAGAGCGUGUCACAUUCUCGAGUGCUGCGACGGGCUGGCCCAGGAUGUCAUCGGCUCCAUCGGACAGGCCUUUGAACUCCGGUUUAAGCAGUAUUUGCAGUGUCCUUCCAAGGUCCCCGCUUUCCAUGACCGAAUGCAGAGUCUGGAUGAGCCUUGGACUGAAGAGGAGGGGGAUGGCUCAGACCACCCGUACUACAACAGCAUCCCAAGCAAGGCGCCCCCUCCGGGGGGCUUUGUGGACGUGCGGCUGCAAGCCAGACCCCACGCCCCUGACACGGCCCAGUUUGCAGGCAAAGAGCAGACGUACUACCAGGGGAGACACCUGGGAGAGCCGUUCGGCGAAGACUGGAAGCAAGCACCUGUCCGGCAAGGGUCCUUGGACACCUACAGCCUGCCGGAAGGGAGAGCUCACGCGGGCCCCGGAGAAGCCCCCACCUACGUGAACGCCCAGCACAUCCCGCCUCAGGCCACGCCGGCCUCCGGCAGCAGCGCGGAGAGCAGCCCGCGGAAAGACCUCUUCGACAUGAAACCCUUUGAAGACGCUCUCAGGAACCAGUCCUCGGGGCCUGUGCUGAGCAAGGCGGCCUCCGUGGAGUGCAUCAGCCCUGUCACGCCCAGAGCCCCCGAUGCCAAGAUGCUGGAGGAGCUGGAAGGGGAGCCUUGGUACCAAGGGGAGAUGAGCCGGAAGGAGGCCGAAGGGCUGCUGAAGAACGACGGGGACUUCCUGGUCAGGAAGAGCGCCACCAACCCGGGCUCCUUCGUCCUUACGGGCAUGCACAACGGCCAGGCCAAGCACCUGCUGCUCGUGGACCCGGAGGGCACGGUCCGGACGAAGGACAGGGUCUUCGACAGCAUCAGCCACCUCAUCAACCACCACCUGGAGAACAGCCUGCCCAUCGUCUCUGCUGGAAGUGAGCUCUGUCUCCAGCAGCCGGUGGAGAAGCCCCUGUGACCGGCCGGCCACCCCGUCCUGACCCUGCACCGGUGGUCAGGAGACCUGGUUCUUCCCGGGAAAUGGGUACGGGGGCUAUGGAAACUCGGGCAGCCGCCCACGGGCCCAGAGCCUUGUCCAAAUGCCCCAGGAGGAAGGUGUCCGAAAAGUGCAAGUUUCAUAAACUUGUCCUGAUUUUCUCGUGUGCAUAUUAAAGGUGUACAUACCUAUA